AGGUACUUGAGGGGGACCUAUUGGCAGGUGCUCUGGUCCAAUCAGCUCCUUCCCCUGAGCAGCGUCGCGCGCACUGAAGGUUGGAGGCGCUUUUACUUUGUGCGCACUUGUGCACGGAAACUCUCAGAGUGCGCACAGACUCCAUGGAUCAGAGCAAUUUGCAGCACUGUUGAGUUUUGUACAGCAGCAUCUCCUCUGAAGGCGAACACACCCCGCAGUGAGAACUCCAUCUUUGGUCAUGACGCUCCUCUGAGGAAGGGGGGAAAAGAUUGAUCACUUUCUUCAGGUUUUUGGUUUCUCCUUCCGCCCAAAGAUGAUGUUUUCGUCUGCAGGAAAGCGCUGCUUCACCAUAGAGUCUCUGGUCGCCAAAGAAAACCCUCUAACCCCCGAGGAUCCCAUCCGUCCCACUGCUCUAAGUUACUCCAACCCGACGACAGAUGCUUUAAUGAACAGUUACCAGACCCCGCAGGCCAGGCCCCUGUACCAGACCCCGGACCUUGUGUUCCCAGAGACUGUCAGCCAUCCCUCCCUCACCGUGGCCCCUCACCAGCUGGGAGGGUCACACCUACAGCAUCCGCACUUCUUCGGGACGCAACACCGAGAUCCGCUCAACUUCUACCCCUGGGUGCUACGGAACAGGUUUUUUGGACACAGAUUUCAAGGUAAGAAAAGCAAGAAUUCAAAAAAGACCAACGUAAGGAUUUACAAAUCGAGAAAAUGAUUUGUAGUCCACGAAAAAAAUAAUCACUAACGCUUUAAAAUCGUGCGUAAAUUGGCUGUAAAGACGGUUACGCACUUUGGAUGAAUUACGCGUUAAGUUUGGACACGAUAAGACCAUCAGCAUUGAAAGUAUUCCUCAGUUAAACAAUAAAAUUCAUCCAUAGAUAGAAUUAAAGACAAGGCCACGGGGUGUUCAGCAGGCUGUCGGGCUCUCACAUUUCCACUCUCAUUCGCCCUGCAGCUCCUCUCUCCAACAGCCUCAGCCAGGAGGAGAUAAGCUCCGAGGUUUCCAUACAAGCUAAAAGUCGCCCUCAGGCUCCGGAGCCUUUUCUAAAAAUCAGACACAACAGCCGGGCUGUGAGGACAGAACUGAUAAAAUCCAGGAGAAUAAAUCCAGCAGAAUGAGGAGGGGGAAACAAAUGAGGAGAAAAUCCUGCUCAGACUGAACAGAGGCUGCAGUGAUUUAUUUACAACAUAGACACCGAGUAACCAGAAUUUAGCAAACUGCAUGAGGCAAACUGUACUCAUAUAACUAUUGCUAUUUCCAACUUUGUAUUACAACCAUGAAAAUUAACUAUGCACAUUUAUAAGAUACCCACAAAACAGCUUUUGCUUAAUGCACUACACGUUUUAAGGGCGUAAUUGUGCAAAAACAUCCAUAGUGCGUAAUUUUAAAUGUGAAUACUCAUGGUGCCAUGUGUAGUACCGAGGAAAAAACAUGUUCCUGCAUCUUUAAUUAAUUUCUAAGCUAUCUUUAGUUUAAUAACUUAUAAUGUGCAACAGUGCUUCUGUAUGGUACAAUAGAAAACACGGUCAUAAUGCACUAAAUACUCUCUGUCUUUCCUAAUUUUGUCUACAUCCUUUAAAAGUGUGUAGAUGAAUGUAGGUGAGAGUGUGAUGAAUAUUAUUGUUUCAUUCUAUGGUGUCCAAUGACAAUUAAUAGAUUAUAUAAUAAUACUAAUACUUAUAAUAAUAAUAAUAAUUGUCACAGCAGGACCUUGAGGUCAUUAAUACUUACAGUCUGAAUAAUUACUCCUCAUUAUACAGCCCUCCACUUGAACUUCAUAUGUGAUUUACAAGGACAAUAAACAGAGAAAUAUGCUGCUUCAAAUGUUUGUCACAAAAUGGAAAAAUUAAAAAGUGUUCAGUAACCCUGAUUGUGAAACAUUAAAAUUAAUAUUUGAUGUUUAAGAGGAGACGUUCAAAUGUUAACACCGUCCUUACAAAAACAAUAGGAGGCGUGGCAGGUUAAUUGGUAAUUAAAUUGGUAAUUAAAUCACAUUAGUCACUGAAAACAAAAAGUCUGAAUCCAACACUUUCACUCAUUUUUUCCCCCUUCUUUUUGUAAAUAUAUUUAUUUAUCUUUAUCUAAAUGUACAGUGUGAUAUCGCCUAGUUAAUUUUUAAUAAGUGUGAUGUUUGUGCUCCACAGUUUCACAUGUCUAAAUACAUCGUUCCCGUCAGGAUUUUGCAGUUUUUACAAUAAAAAUAGAUUAAAAUUAAAUAAAUGUUUUCUUAGCACCAGAUCUAAAUACUACAGGACACGUUGUGCUCACAUUGGUUCAGCAUCAAGUCUUCAUAACCGGUCACUUUGUUCAAACCAAGAAUACCAAAUUUAAAAGCACUUAUGAAGCAGAAAUAUUGAUUUUUGUUGUAAGUAAAUGUUAGGACUAUGCCAUCAUUAUUUCGUUAUGCUGCAACAAUAAGAACGUGGUGCAUUAUUAUUAUUAGGCCUAUUGUUAUAUUAUGAUUAUUAUCAUCAGCCUACUUUUAUUAUAAUUGUUAUUACUAUUUAUUAUGAGGCUAGUUUUCUGACUUAGCCAUUGCACACAAUAACAUAGAUUUAAAUACCCCUAAUAUUAAAGUGGGCCACAGUUUAGGGAUAAUAAGCGUAAAAUUCAGAUUUAAGGUAUUAACAGCUGAUUAUAUAAAAACUGCACCUGACAAAUGUCCUUACCUUCACUGACGGACGGUGUUUCCUCUCUUCUCUAACCCGGUGUCAGGUAAUGAUGUGUCCCAGGACAGCCUGCUCCUCCACGGUCCCUUCGCCAGGAAACCCAAACGGAUCCGGACGGCCUUCUCGCCCUCGCAGCUGCUCCGCCUGGAGAGAGCCUUCGAGAAGAACCACUACGUCGUCGGAGCCGAGAGGAAGCAGCUAGCAAACGGACUGAGUUUAUCUGAAACACAGGUACGGACGUUUCAGUGAUUCAAAAUGAAAUUUUUAAUAUCUUUAUGAUUAAUUAAAAUUUUAUAAAAGAGUGAUCUAAUACACAAUUCUUUCAAAAAUUCGUUUUUAUCGUUGCUAACCACUACUGACGUUUCCAUGGCGACGGUCUUUUAUAUCACAUUCCAAAUUCUAACGGUCGAAAUUCCCUCUUACAUCACCAAAACUAUUAUCGGUAAAGUAGAGCAGAUCGGCGUAAGUGUUUUGUUAGUGUUAAGGUAAACCCUAAAUACUUCGUUACAGUUAACGAUUUUUGUCAGUCUGGUGUGCCAAAUCUUAUGGAGCAAAUUGUAAUUUUAAAUUUCGGGGAUGAUCUUCUUGGGAAGUAAAACGAAAUAAGGCAAAAAUAGGCAAACAGCUUAGCUAUAUUUUCACCCUCGCGUUAGGAAAACCAAGUAGAUGCAUAACUAAAAUAAUUACUCAAAAUAGUCUCGUUCUAGAGGCAGGCUUUUAAUACGAACCGAAUCAAUCAUCUCUUAUAUUAUGAGUAAUAAUACAUAUUAAACCCUAUUAAUUUACUUUAUUAGAGCUUUAGCUGUUAGCUAUUCUUAAAAAGGAUUACUAUAAAAUCAUUUCUACAUUAUUUGAGUGAUAAAUUAUAGUUGUUAAUUUAUUUUGGUGAGGUAACUAUCGAGUUAUCUAAAUGUGGACCAUUACACAAUUAGAUCAAACCACGUAAUAUGAUUGGACAAGAGGCAUUCCAUGAGUGCUGAUAUUGAGAAUAUCAUCAGUGGGACUUUUCACUUCAAGUAUCACUCCACCUCUGUGUGCCCUGAAUGCACUUCAUUAAAAUUACAACAGACUGUUUGUUACUGGUACCUCAAAAUUAUACAGGCCGCAGAAGAAACUGUUGGUCUUAUUUCACAUUUUGGAAACAUACAAAUAAAUUAAAAUCAGUGAAGAAAAAUAGCUUUUAUUGUAAAAAUAUAACUGCAUAAAUUAUGUCAAAACUAAAAACAAAGACAGGACAAUUCUGCUCACUGUGCCAAAAGAUAAAGUGGUGUAACUAUUGAUAGGUGUAUUUAAUGAGUCUACAAUAACUCAAUUAGGCCUAAUAGGCAAUAUUAAGAGGCACUGUCUGAGUCAGCAGUAUGGACAAAAGCUGCUUACAAUAUUAGUUUUUAUGUCAGUCAAUAAGAUAUUUGCAGUUAGGCAUUAUUUUUGUGAUGUGUAUAUUAAUGACAGUGAUGUAAAUUGUACUCGAUCGUGUGUCAGUGUGCAUCUGUAGCAAUGAGCCGUUUCUGCUUCUGUAUAAACGUUUGGAUGAAGACCUCGAGGUACCUUAGAAUAAUUUACCCUCUAACAUAUUCCUAACCAAUAUUUGUUUUUUAUUUUAGUUUCUGAGCAAACACUGACCUACAAAACUUGCUUUGGUAUAAGAGGAGGAAGCUGUAUAAGUGACGCUAUUUUAAAGAUGCAGCUUGACCUCAUAUAGGACACACCAAGGGCAUAUAUAUACUUGGUGAUCUUUACUGUACACUGAUGUCAAGCCCAGCUUUGAUAUAUACAGUCCAAAGAGAGGCGUGGUCACUUUAUUUGCAGAGAUGAGGAAGCGCUGGAAUAAAAAGGGGUUUGAGUGAAGGAAGGACAAAAAGGUUGUAGGGUUUGAUGGAUUAACACUGUUAUCAUAAUGCAAUUUAAUUUUGUUUUUGUGUCUAAUGUUUGCACUGAUGUAUUUAAAGACUUGUGAAGUGACUUUGACUCUGCAUCUAUCCUGGAAAAGUUUUCUAGUUUAGCGUUAUUCUUCAUAGGGCCUUGCACACUAGGGCCAUGGUUGGCUUCUUAUUGCAAGACAGAAACAAGGGCCAAAAAAUUUUGAUUUGGGUGAAAAUAGCUGCCAAUGCAGCUGGCACAAUUUUUGGAAACCAAAGUUUGUUGAAACAUAAAACAAAACUUAUCUCAAGAAAUUGGUUGGGAAAGUUUUGGCUUCAAAUGUUAUUCGACUCCCUGGGUGUCUCUUGGGCAUGUGAAAAUCUUGCUCUGAAAUGAUUUUUUGGUUAAAUUUAGCGAGCUUCUAAAAAAUUAAUUGAAAAAAUCUCCAAAGUAAUUAUCAAGCAGCAACCUCAAGUCUUUAGAAAGGAAGCCAACACAGAAAUGCUUAAAAUUGCAGUUCCCAGAGUGUCCACUUGGAGCACCAGAAACCACAUACGCUCUCAUUAAAAAAAUUAAUCUUGACAGCAAACAAACAUGUCGAUGGCCUGAUACAAAAGUGGUUUUUGAUUGAGUAGCUCAUUUCCUUCUUUGGAUUGUAUGGGAUGAUUUUUGUUGACGCAUCCUUUUUGAAGAUAAUAUAAUUACAAGUUUGGCAAGUUAGUCUAUGUUCACACUGCAGGUCAAUUCCGAUUUUUUAACCAUAUGUGACACAUAUCGGAUUUUUUCAUGUUAGUGUGAACAGUGCAAUUCUGAUUUUUUCAAAUCCGACCCAGGCCUCUUUUGUAUGUGGAUAUAAAUUGGAUAUGUAUCUGAUGUGACUGCAGUGUGGACACUCAGGUCGCAUUCAUCCGACCAUUGUUUGACAAUGACAAUCGUUGUUGUAAUGCGAACGACCGCACGAAAAGAUCGAAUUUAACAAAAAAUCCAAAUUGUGCAUCAUAACCUGCAGUGUGAACGCAGCCUUAGAGUCAAGGCUGAUGAGCUUCAACACCAACUCUCAGCAAGGAGAGUCAAGGCGCUCCAAACUCCACCUCUUUGCCUCUUGGUAGGUCAAACAAAAGUUAGGUUGAGUCAGCAUUUCCAAUAUGGCGACUGCUGCUGAUUGGCUACAAACAAAGUCCAUAUUUAUUCGUUUUUGGUAAAUAUUUAAUUGUUAUUAUGUGCAGAUGUCUGAUAAGUCAAAAGGGCCUAUUCUAGGAGAUGUUCUAAUGUUGUUAAUCUCUUUAACGAGCGAGACCACUUUGAUCACUUUUAUUUACCUGUUUAUUCUCCCGUCCAGGUGAAGGUGUGGUUCCAGAACAGGCGGACCAAGUACAAGCGUCAGAAGCUGGAGGAGGAGGGUCCGGAGAGCCAGCAGAAGAAGAAGGGAAACCACCACAUCAACAGAUGGCGAAUCGCCACCAAGCAGGCCAGCUCUGAGGACAUAGACGUGACUUCAGAGGACUAAAAACCCGACAACACUGCCCUGAACCCUGCGCCCCCUACAGACGCAUCAAAGGACCAACACUAUUUAUUAUGUAAUAUUAUUAUAAGUAUAAUUAGACACAUUAGAGAAAGGACUGAAUAUGUGAUCACUGCACAUCUCUUCAUCGAGGUGAUUGACUCUGACUCUGGAAAAUUGACAUCUUAUUUAAGUAUCCGUCAUGGGAUUGUGGAGAGAUCCAUCCAUUAUUUAAAGAUCUUUGGCGUGUAACCAAAGAUGAAGGAAAAGUCAACCUCAUUCUCCGUCGUUGUGCUUGUUUGUUUGUAUUUUUUUUUAUUAUUGUACAUAGGCCACUAAAAAAGGUUGUUUUGAAUGGAGGCAUUUGUUUCAUUAGAGCUGUUUUUACCACCUGCUUAGGCCAUUAACACCUCAUUGCUCACCACACCCUCUCCGCCACCUGUGUACUGUGUUAAUUUAAAUUUCACCACAAAGACGGGAACACGUCGCACACUUUCAAUCCUCUCAGCGAGCGGAGGAACAGGCCAGAAGAACAAAGGAAGAAGACCUGUGAUGGAAGAUCCUAAUUUGUCACUCCCUGCUUGGUUUCUGUUUGCAGAGCCAUUCCAUCGCUGGGUUCUGCUCCUAACGAAGAGUCUCCACAGAGAGAGGCGAUUCACGAGCAGCUGUGCAUGACUCGGGGGGACAGACGAGAAGCUGCAGAGACCUCUGCUGUCAGGGGCGAGUUGUGCCGCAUAAUGAAAAGCCGGUCCACAGCUUUGAGCCGCUUCUUCUUCUGCCAUGCCACAUUUUUCAGAGAGGACAUGUGACGGAUGACGUGUUCAUGUGUUGAAUUUUUCUGCAGAUUUCAUCAAGCGCUGUGUGUAGAACAAAACAAAUGAGAACAUACUUUUGGAGCAGAACGUGUAAUUACAGGAGGAUGGUUUAGAAAUAAAAACAGAAGCUAUUUCUCUCAUGUGAAA
This is a messenger RNA of Xyrichtys novacula (pearly razorfish), 6999 nucleotides long. The record is from the annotation of a GenBank genome assembly. NCBI's taxonomy places the organism in Eukaryota, Metazoa, Chordata, Actinopteri, Labriformes, Labridae.